Molecule: messenger RNA, 755 nt
Organism: Prorocentrum cordatum
Lineage: Eukaryota; Dinophyceae; Prorocentrales; Prorocentraceae
Source: the annotation of a GenBank genome assembly
GCUCUGCACGGCACUCGAGCUACGCCGGCCACGGCCACGACGAGUUCGACCAGCUCGACAGCACCCGCCAGCACAAGCAGAACCGCUACGACCAGCACCUGCCAGUGCCCGGCCAGCGGCGGCGACGCCCAGAGUGCCAGUACUCCCUCGACGUGGAGAUGGCGGCGGCAGCGGCGGCAGUGGACGAGGAUGCGCAGACCAAGCCAGUGGAUGCCAAGGCGCCAGGAGGCCCGAAGAGAGCACAGUGGCGCCUCCACCUGGGCUCCUCCCAGGACUCGCAAGGAUCUGGGCCAAGCUCGGCGCAGCCCCGCGUGGAGGCAGCCCCACCGCUAGCCAAGGCCAGGCUCCAGAGGCCGCCAGCCCACCACCACGACCAGCCUCAGGACUGGGAGAUGGGCGGCGUCGAGGGCGAGGUGCGCGACCGCAAGAAGACGGCGCACUGGGGACGCAUGGCCACGUCAGUGUCCAUCGAUACGUGCACUAUGCCAGCCGUGCACCCCGCGGUCACGAAGACCAGCGCAGAGCUGGAUGGCCACAAGGCGACACUCGACACGCUGCACACCCAGGGCAUGGGCCUCGCGGCCCUGGAGGGCUUGCAGUGCAACAUCGGGGGCGCAGCCAAGCGCGAGCUGAAGGCGUACCUCGACAAGUGUCAGCCCGAGCUGGAGAUCAGUUUCAUCAGGCUGGAGAAGUGCUACGACGCGCAGAAGAUGAAGACCUCGUGGGCGCGCCCACCUGGGAAGGACGCGGGCUAA